UCGAUUUUUCCCCAGUCGGAGCUAGUUUUUUCCCCCGAGUUCCCAGUGAUUUUGAACGCUCCGAAGUCGGAGAUUUCCUAAUUCCCCGUUGUUUUGAACGCGGCAAUAACAUGACCACCACUGUGCUGCUCCACAGCAAGCAACUGUAGAAUUCAACAUGGCUGCCUUGCACGAUCAGUAAGGGAGUUAUUUUCAAGUCAGAAGCGGAUAGUUAGCGUUUCACUAUCUAAAUCCAGAGAGAAAUACAUUUUCGUAGCCUGGGCCUAUCAAGCAGACCGCGAUGGCUCAGUGCGUACAGUCGGUGCAGGAAUUCAUCCAGGACUCGUUUGUCCCGAUGGUGGCGGUCCUGUGCAGCGAAGAUGCGGAGAAAGUGACUCGUAAAAACAACCUGAAUUUCUCGGAGCUGCUAAGGCCCUUCUGCCGGUUAACAUCCGAAGGUCACAUGAGGGACCCCAACAACCAGGUGCAGGUGGUGAAGAACCUUCGCAUCAGCGUCAACAAUGUGGUGACACGCCCUUCUGUCCCUGCCUCCGGCGUCCCUGGCCAUGCCCACCGACGGCUGCUCAGCGAGGUGGUGUUGACAUGCCAACCGGCUGAGGGUGGUGUUGCCAAUGUCAUUACUGCUGGCGACUAUGACCUCAAUAUUAGUGAUCGCUCUCUUAAAGCUAGCGUCCCCUGGUACAGUGACUGGAGGGACACACUAACGGAACUCAGCACCUCCAAGCACUACACAGCCACGACUCCCUGGUUUGAGGCAUACAGAGAGAGCUUCCUCCAGUCCAUGCCUGCCUCUGACCAUGAGUUCCUCAACCACUACCUCGCCUGUCUGUUGGUGGUGUCGUCCAGUGAGGCUGUACCAGUGGAGAAGUUCCUCAAGCUGUCUCAGGAGCAGCACAGGAUCCAGCACAGCGGCGAGUACACCAACCCCAAGUGGUUCAUCCCCAACACACUCAAGUACUACGUCCUGCUGCACGACAUGAGCCAGGGAGAUGAACAGCGGGCUGACUCUGUGUAUGAGGAUAUGAAGCAGAGGUAUGGUGCUCAGGGUUGUUACCUGUUGAAGGUCAACUCUCGUACUGCGGCAGCGGGAGCAGACGAACAGAUCCCAGACCCAUGGAGCCAGUACCUUCACAAGAACAGCCUGCAAAGCCAGGAUCAGUAUGAGGAUCCAGCCCCUGUAGUGGUGAACAACACUGCAUUACAGAACAACGUAGGAGGAACAUCUGAGGUGGACGGACACGACUCGGAAGAGAAAGACGGAAUCACCAACAGUCUGGCCACACGCCUUCACAUUGUUGACAAUGACAUUGUGUGUCGUUUAUCAGACGGAGUCUUGGUCAACAGUCUGGACAACACCCAUCCCCUCCAGCUGGAUACACCCAGUGACACGCCCGGUAGCCUCGACGCUCUCAGGGCCGUCGCCGUGGAAACCAAGCCACCGCCCAUCGCCACGGGAGUGGCAGCGGCCACCAGCCAUGGGGCGUGCCUAACGCUGAACGACCACGACCGCAUCAGACUGUUCAUCCAGGAGUUUACCUUCAGGGGACUACUGCCUCACAUAGAGAAGAACAUCAGACAGCUCAAUGACCAGCUGGUCUCCAGGAAAGGCUUGAGUCGCUCUCUUUUCUCUGCCACUAAGAAGUGGUUUGGAGGAGGGAAAGUUCCAGAGAAGAGUAUCGCUGAACUGAAGAACACUUCUGGCCUCCUGUAUCCCCCAGAAGCCCCUGAGCUGCAGAUCAGGAAGAUGGCUGACCUUUGUUUCCUGGUUCAGCUCUAUGACCUGGCGUACAGCUGCUACCACACGGCCAAGAAGGAUUUCCUCUCUGACCAGGCCAUGCUCUAUGCCGCUGGGGCACUGGAGAUGGCAGCAGUGUCUGCGUUUCUACAAGUUGGGGCUCCAAGGCCGUAUCCAGCACACUACAUGGACACGGCAAUACAGACCUACAGAGAUGUGUCCAAGAACAUGAUCCUAGCUGAACGUUGUGCUCUGCUCAGUGCUGAGGUACUAAAGAGUCAGGCCAAGUACUCUGACGCUGCUACCCUCCUCAUCAAGAUGACCAGUGAGGACUCUGACCUGCGUUCUGCCCUCCUAUUGGAGCAGGCAGCCCACUGUUUCAUUAACAUGCGGAACCCCAUGGUCAGGAAGUUUGCCUUCCACAUGAUCCUGGCAGGACACCGCUUCAGCAAGGCAGGGCAGAAGCGCCAUGCGUUGCGGUGUUACUGCCAGGCCAUGCAGGUGUAUAAGGGUAAAGGCUGGUCCCUGGCUGAGGACCAUAUCAACUUCACUAUUGGCCGCCAGUCCUUCACCCUGCGCCAACCAGAGAACGCUGUCACAGCCUUCAGACACAUCCUCACCAAUGACAGCCAGCAGACCUCCACACAGCAGGGAGCCUUCCUCCGGGAAUACCUCUACGUCUACAAGAAUGUUACGGGGGCAUGUGAGGUGGCGCUACCCCAGCUUCCCCUACCCUGCAUCAACAGCUCUGCCACCAGGGUCUACUUCGGCCAUGAACGCCGCCUGGCAGAGGGUGAGAAGCAGGCAGCCACCCACGUGUCCUUGGACCAGGAGUUUGACCGGGACCUAGCUGCCAUGUGGCAGGACCUCGAGGAACAGGUGGUUGCCGCCGCAAAACGUGGGGUCGUUCCAGCAACGUUUCAACCCACCCAGUGCUGCCUGAACAGUCAGACGGACAACCUCCGCUUCCCACUUGCUGUUGUGGAGGAACCCAUCAUAGUUGAGGUGGUGUUCCGGAACCCUCUGAAGGUUCCACUGGUUCUCUCUGACCUCUCGCUGCUCUGGAAGUUCACAUUCAAAGACUUCAAUCGACCGCAACCGCAGGAAGACUCGGUCGGAGAUGCUGUGGCCAUCAGCAACGAGAAGGAGGCCAGCGUUCCCAGGACCCCACAGAAAGAUGACGUCAUUGCCACAGAAGUCAUCCCAGAGUUCUACCUGAGCCCUGAGGAGACGAAAUUGGCUCGUCUGAAGCUGCUGCCCCACCAGACAGGUCAGCUCAACAUCCUGGGUCUAGUCUAUAACCUGGCCUCUACCUCCUCUACUGGAGACACUACUAUCAACAGCACCGCAGCCUCACAGAGCGAAGGUCCCUCAGCGGCAGAGGGGACAUCAGUUCGUGGUCGACAGGACCUAGAGAUCCAGGGACCGCGGUUGAACCAGACCAAAGAGGAGAAGACCUCAGUUAGCCACGGUCCUGACCGACGUCUUGACCCCACCAUCACUCCUCCCAUGCCCCUGCUAGAGGUAUUCUUCCUCCAGUUCCCUACUGCCCUGCUAUGUGGUGAGAUCAGGAAGGCUUACGUGGAGUUCUGUAACGUGAGUCGCGUUACCCUGUGUGGUCUGCGGGUGGCGUCCACGCACCCAGACUUCUUUACCUUUGGAAGCUCCUCCUUAGCCACACCUCUCACCCCCCUCAGCCCCACCUCUUUUGAAAACUGCUCCGCCUACAAGACCCUGGCCACACCCCCUGGCGCCACACCCGGGUCCGUUGCCGCGGUGACACUGGUUUCAGAGGGGGACUUUGGGUCAGGGAUAGGGUUGAGGGGAGGAGGAGUGGCCGGCACGGGGGGUAAAGGGAUAACGGAGAUCCCUCUAGGAGAGGGGACACUAAAGCCUGGAGAAUCUACCCAGCUGCCCCUGUGGCUGAGAGGACCAGACCAGGAAGGAGUCCACGAGAUCCACUUCCUGUUCUACUACGAGAGCGCUGAGCAGGGAGGCAAGAUCAGUCACAGGGUGUUGCGUCACACAGUAUUUAUUUGUGCCAGUCGUUCGCUGUCUGUUCGGGCCACAGCUUGCCGUAGUAACACACUGCCUGAGGAGGAGGAGGAGGAGAGGAACGGCAGCAUGCUGGUCUUUGUUGACGUGGAGAACAUCAACUCGAGCGAGGCUGGGGUGCGUGAGUUUCACAUUGCACAAGUCUCUAGCAGCAGUAAACAGUGGAGACUACACAAGUGUAUAAACCCAGCAGAAGACAAAGACUGCAAACUCACCAGCAGAGAGAGAGGAAAGCUGUGCUUCAGAGCAACACGAUGCAAACCCCUGCAAGUUCCUUUGAAGGCAGUAGAGAAAUACACAUUUGCAGACCUGAGCCUUGGGAAUGAACUGAUCAUCACCUCCACCACUCCAUGUGCAGAUUUCUUCUUCCGGAGGUGUCAGCCCUUGGAGUCUCUGAGACCUCCCGUUGCCAUGGAGACACAGGGGAGACAUUCCAGGAGUCAGGGGGUGGGGCAUGGGGGUGGGGCCAAGGAUAUAGCGGGCGUGGUCAGGAAGUGCAACGAGGUGGACCUCGACAUCAUCAUCCUCUGGAAGGCAUUUGUUGUAGAGGACAACAAGCAGGUGAUCCUAGAGGGACAGCUUCAUGUGGCCCUACAGACCAUCGACAAAGAGGCCUGCUCUUUGACACAGAAAGAGGAGGCUCAGGAGAUGGUGCUGCUGAAGUUUAAACCGGAGCUGCCGCCUCCAAUGACACGGCCCUCCAUGGAACAACUCUCCCACCUCAUCAAGACCAACCUGCAGUACCCAGAGAGCUACAGCCACCCCUUCAAUCAGAAGAGUCUGUGUAUGGUUCCAGUCACUUUGACUCUGUCUAACUGCUCCCUGGCUCAAGUUGAUGUCAUCAUUGACCUACGCCACAAAACAACCAGCCCUGAGUCUCUCGAGGUGCAUGGUUCGUUUACAUGGCUGGGCCAGACGCAAUUCAAGCUGCAGUUGGGGGCACAAGAAGUGAUGCGAGUGCAGCUGCAAGCCUGCUUCCUGCAUGCGGGCGUCUAUAAUCUGGGAACGCCACGGGUCUUUGCCAAACUGGCGGACCAGGGAGCCAUGUGUGAGACCAGCCAGCAGACGGCCACGCCAGCACUCAUCAUCAUCAUCAACAGCACCUGAACAUUGUCCCGCCCCAUCAUCAAUAGCCAAUUAACCAUCUGUCAAUCAUUACUACCAAGGCUCCAGAGUCCCCCAUUGGUUGGCAACAACAGGGUUGAGAGACGCACCCAGCAAGAAAUAUCUUCCACAUCCCAUCUUUCCACCCAGUUUCAAAUCACCCACUCCACUCCCCGCCCUAAAAAGUUGACACAUUUUUCCAAUUAUGUAAAAACAAAAUAGAAUGUUCAAAUUAAAUUGUGCAUCAGUUCAGCUUGUAACCACUUUGAUGGUCCGACUGUUGACUAUUUUAUGUCCCAGCAACAAAGCAAAACAUCAUGGACUUACAUGUAGAAGAAGGAACUAUUUUCUCUCUCUCUGCGUAUGAGUCUAUCAUCUCAGUGGAGGCGCUUUGGUUUUGACCUUUUUUUAUUUUAUGAAAUCAACCCGUGAAAGGGAAGGACACAGAACAGACAGACAUUCUAAACAAAGACAAUGACCUGUCUCCUAUGGUAACGUGGCAUCUGUCUGCCGCCAGAGAUUUUUAUUUUAUUUUUACUGUUGAAAAACGAAUCACAGGUUGUUGUUGUUGUUGAGCUAUCACAGUAGUGAUUACAUUGUUUACUUACUGGAUUAACCUGGAUGAGGAAGUAGGAAGAACUGCCCCACAUGGACCAGACUGUCGGCACAUCACAAACCCUUUAGAAUAUGAACCAGAGGUUGACCACUAUACUAUGAUGAACGAAUCCUUUGACUGACAGGCCCUGAUGCUGCCUGCCCACCUGUCUGUUGUUGGUCUGUAGUCCAUCUGGAUUUACUGUGCUGUCAGUCUCCACGAGCACACACGUAAUUUUCUACAAAACAAACUAAUGAAUCAAUCAAAUCAAUAUGUUCCCUAUACUUCUCCCUCAUUGGACGACCUCCACCUUGUGAUCAAGCUGUUAUUUAAAUGUAUGUAUUUACUCAACUGCUUUUCAGAUGAAAAUGAUGUAUUAUAUUUAUAACAAAUUUACUGUAAAUAGAAAUAAAACGUAACCAUUGAUAUGGGCUGUGAGAUACA
Molecule: messenger RNA, 5933 nt
Organism: Salmo salar (Atlantic salmon)
Lineage: Eukaryota; Metazoa; Chordata; Actinopteri; Salmoniformes; Salmonidae
Product: trafficking protein particle complex subunit 8
Cellular component (GO): TRAPPIII protein complex
Molecular function (GO): protein binding
Source: RefSeq, a predicted model, not a curated record